This is a messenger RNA of Halichondria panicea, 1598 nucleotides long. Its product is annotated as RNA 3'-terminal phosphate cyclase-like. The coding region runs from base 8 to 1450 and encodes 480 amino acids. Gene Ontology annotation, cellular component: nucleus. The record is from RefSeq and is a predicted model, not a curated record. Lineage: Eukaryota; Metazoa; Porifera; Demospongiae; Suberitida; Halichondriidae. Gene Ontology annotation, molecular function: RNA-3'-phosphate cyclase activity. The transcript is spliced from 11 exons. Gene Ontology annotation, biological process: RNA processing.
AACUGCAAUGGCCUUCAGUGAAGGCAGCCAGCGUCGGAAGAGAGCCUGGAGAAAGCCAAGAGAGGAGAUUGGACCAGGAAUCAUCCACCCAGACUCUAGCAGCUCUAUUGAGACCGCAUCUACCGAGUCAGACCACCUCAAACCCAAGAGAAUCAAUAGGACUACUCUGAAAGAGCCUAUGAGCAGCUCAGAGCCAGUGUGCAUCAUCAAGCCAGAGCUAAAACCAGAGCCAGUGUGCACCAUUGAGCAGUCUUCUCCUGAGCCUACUAGUAUAGGCAGUGUGUCAAUGGACCGGUCUAGUGUGGAGGAGGGCUUGAACGGUGGCUCAUCAGUGACUGUGGGCGGAGCUGAGGCACCUCUUAUCAUUGACGGAUCAGUUAUGGAGGGGGGUGGUCAAAUCCUCCGUAUUUCCAUGGCUCUGAAUUGCCUCCUCAACCGUUCCAUCACCGUCACCAACAUCAGAGCAGGGCGUGACAAACCAGGGCUCCGCCCACAACACCUCACAGGUAUUGAGCUCCUAGCGCAGAUGUGUGGUGGGAGGCUGAAGGGGGAGGGGAUUGGAUCCAGUGAGGUCACCCUCUGUCCUCAGGCCAUUCGGGGAGGCCACUUCACAGCGGACACCCGGACAGCUGGGAGUGUGUGUCUCCUGUUACAAGCUGCUCUACCCUGUCUUUUGUUCGCUCCCAAGAGUUCAAAGGUCACUCUAAAGGGCGGUACUAAUGCUGACAUGGCCCCUCCAAUUGAUUACGCUAUAAAGGUAUUUCAGCCGAUCGCAGCGAGGUUUGGAGUGCAGUUUGACUGCAGAGUUGUUAGACGAGGGUUCUACCCAAAGGGGUGUGGUGAGGUGGAGAUAGCCACACCCACUGGUCCAGUGCCCCACCUCACAGCGGUGACAAUGACUGACCCCGGCACACUAGUGGGGAUCACUAUACACGCAUUCGUGGCAGGAGCUGUGCCCAUAAAUGCUUGUCACAAGAUGGUGAUGGGUGCUCGUAAGGCGUUGGAGAGACAGCUACCAGGGGUGGGGCUAGAGGUGAAGGAGGUACAGGAGACCAGGGACUCAGCAUUCGGGAACAGCUCAGGGAUCAUAAUAGUUGCUGAGACCUCUACUGGAUGUCUACUAGCUGGGUCUGCCAAUGGACGAAAAAGUGACCCGGCGGACAAGACUGGUAGGGCAGCUGCUGACGAGUUGGUGAGAGGUGUGAGGAGUGGAGGGUGUGUAGACGAACAUCUACAGGACCAGCUGAUCAUCCUCAUGGCUCUGGCCAGGGGGCGGUCCACCAUAAGAACAGGACCUCUCACUCUACACACUCAGACGGCCAUACACAUUGCACAGCUACUCACCAAGGCCAAGUUCUGGACAGAGCGUGUGUCAGGAGAGAAGAGAGAGGUGCACCUGAUUCACUGCGAUGGGAUCGGACUCGAGAACAAGUUGACCACACCCCUUUAAACAAUUACUUUUUUUAAAGCCCCGUCCAUAAUAAUUAUUAUGACCACAUUAAUAAUAAAUCAUGUGCUUGCAAAAAAUAAACUUUUAUAUAAUAACUGAAACAACAAACUCAAGUCUGUUUUGAUCUAUAUUUAUAAGUAUUAUAUAA